This is a messenger RNA of Sceloporus undulatus (fence lizard), 2487 nucleotides long. RefSeq names its product dihydrouridine synthase 2 (gene DUS2). Gene Ontology annotation, molecular function: flavin adenine dinucleotide binding; tRNA dihydrouridine synthase activity; tRNA binding. NCBI's taxonomy places the organism in Eukaryota, Metazoa, Chordata, Lepidosauria, Squamata, Phrynosomatidae. Gene Ontology annotation, cellular component: cytoplasm. The record is from RefSeq and is a predicted model, not a curated record. The transcript is spliced from 14 exons. The coding region runs from base 311 to 1840 and encodes 509 amino acids. Gene Ontology annotation, biological process: tRNA dihydrouridine synthesis.
CAUAGAGUCGCGCUGGAGGAGAUUCAGAGAUUCCUAAAGAGGACAUAUUAAUCAAAGCCAUAAAUAAUCAGAUCCGCCAAAGUCAAAGCCGCAAGUGUGGAGGACAACAGCAGUUGGGUCAGGCAGCUUUAGGAGGACGUAGAAACAAACCACCAUUGAGCUCUGCAACCAGGUUUUAGCACUGCGCCUGAACCCCAGGCCUUUGUGUUGCCAUUAUCACGAGAAUUGCAAUAAUUGAGGGGUUUUCGUUCAAGAAUUCAAAUUACGUUUUAGUCCUCAUUCUUCCGUUGUCGUUCCAGACGCAAAGCAGAUGACGGUGAACACGACUUCGCUCUGCUUCCGAAACAAGGCCAUACUGGCUCCCAUGGUGCGGGUGGGGACUCUUCCAAUGAGGCUGCUGGCUCUGGAUUACGGGGCCGACAUCGUCUACUGCGAGGUAGAACGUUUUCCUUUGCGCCAGAACUGGUUUUGGUGGCUGAAAACAACCCGACUAGGGUUGGGGUUGCUCAGUUUGAAGGCACAGAGCCACAACAAUGGGAUCCUAGAAGUGCUUGGAACUGUGGACUUCGUUGCUCCCAAUGAGAGAGUUGUGUUUAGGACCUGUGAAAAGGAAAAAGACCGUGUUGUCUUUCAGAUGGGGACAGCAGAUGCUGAGAGGGCCUUGGCUGUAGCCAGACUUGUAGAGAACGAUGUGGCUGGCAUUGACGUCAACAUGGGAUGCCCCAAAGAAUAUUCCACUAAGGGAGGUAUGGGAGCGGCACUGCUGUCUGAUCCUGAAAAAAUAGAAUCUAUUCUGACUACUCUUGUCAAAGGAAUUUGUAAGCCAGUGACCUGCAAAAUCCGAAUCCUGCCAACGAAAGAAGAAACAAUCAGCUUGGUCAAGAAGAUAGAACAUACUGGAGUUGCUGCUAUUGCAGUUCAUGGAAGGAAGAAAGAAGAGAGGCCUCAACAUCCUGUCCACUGCGAUUUGAUCAAAGCUAUUUCUGAAGCAGUCUCUAUUCCAGUAAUAGCCAAUGGAGGAUCUCAUGACUUCAUUAAAGAAUAUUCUGACAUAGAGGCCUUCAGGAAGGCAACAGGAGCUUCGUCGGUGAUGAUUGCCCGUGCUGCAAUGUGGAACCCCUCUAUCUUCAGGAAGGAAGGUCCAUGUCUCUUGAAGGACGUCAUGCAGGAAUAUAUUAAAUAUGCAGUGAGAUACGAUAACCACUACACCAACACAAAGUACUGUUUGUGCCAGAUGUUAAGGGAACAGUUAGAAAAUGCACAAGGAAAGAAGCUACAUGCAGCACAGUCCAUGCAGGAAAUCUGUGAAGUCUUUGAGAUGUGCCAUUUCUAUGAGGAAACAACAGCUCUUUUGGAAGGCAAAAACAGUUUGCUAGAAGCCACGGACCAAGAUGUAGAUGACCAAAUAGAAGACACAGAUGUGAUUAAAGUGGCAGUUAGAUUUGAUAAGCGAGAAUAUCCCCCACAGAUUACACCCAAAAUGUGUCUUUUGGAAUGGUGCAGGAAAGAAAAGCUCCCUCAACCAGUUUACGAAACGAUUGAAAGACCACGAGAUAGACUCUUCUGCUCUAUUGUCACAGUAGCAGAACAAAAGUAUAGAUCAACCUUAUGGGAAAAGUCCAAAAAGUUAGCAGAACAAGCAGCAGCUAUUGCCUGUUUAAGGACGCUUGGCCUCCCAGAGGGGAAGUGGAGUGAGGCGGCAAAUCACUUGGUUAACAAACGCAAGAGGCAAGACCAGGAACUUUUGAACAAUGGAGACCAUGGAAACAGCCUCGAAACAGAGGCUACGUAUAAGAAACCUCACUUUCCUCCAGGAGUACCUAACCCAAAUAUUUCCUAAGUGCCACAAGAGUGUGGAAACAGACAUUUUACAACUAUGCAGCAAUCAGUUUCCACAUGCCCUUUAUUUCUUUUGGAUGCAGACAGUUGGAGCAGGUAAAUGUGGAUUUUGAAUCACAUUGUGUUUCAAACAAUUGGCUUCUUGCUGUUUUUCUUUUGGUGCCUUUGGACUGGGACAAAUACAUACAUUUCCAUUGUAUCAAGAAAAAGAUUAUUGGACUUGGCAUUGAAUUCUCUUUUUACAGUAACUUCAUUUUGAAUGGGGAAGAAGAAAAGCUGAUCCUGAAACGCUGCGUUGGAAAUGAUCUUCCUGCUCACUGUUCUUUAAACAACACUUUACCAGUUUCCAUUGGUUCUCUGUUUGUGGGGAAAACAGUAACACAAUCGAGCAAGAGAUGUGAUAAACCAAAUAGCACACAGAUAAUUGAAAGUCAGUUUAAUGCCAUAUGCUUAGUUGCAGAUGGUGCUAAUCCACAUUUGUAGCUGAAGAGGGAAAGUGAUCAUGAUGGAAGCAGAAGUUGCCAUACAGGUUUCCAACCUUACAUUUUACACAGCGUGUGUUUUAAAACUACAUUUAAAACAUUAGACCUCUCAUUACUUUCAUUAUACUCUUGACUAACAAUAAAAAAGUACAUUGUAUAUUCAAAA